UGUACAUCGAUUAUGACUGUGGUGGCAAUUUACAUCAUUGACGCCGGGCCCGAACUUCUUUUAUGAGGUCACCAUGUGACUGUACUAGCCUAGUGAUUCAAGUAUGUAAUCGUCCAUCAGCAUAUAUGCGAGUCUUUUGAGUAUAUGUCAACACGAAUCGUGAUGCGACCGCGCCAGUGUGCACGCAUUAGACUUUCAAGCGCUCAAGAGCGCUCAAGGUUCAUCCAUUUGUGUCAAUCUUCCUGCGGUGUAACCGAUCUUCCUCGGAUCACAAGCGAACUACCGAUGUGUAAUUGAACCAAGCUAUUCCUCAUAUAAAAGACAAUAAUGUACUCACCCUCCUCCCAGCUGCCAGACCAACAUGCCCCUACUGAAUCGCUUGCUCAGUCUUGUUGUGCUCGGACUUUCUGCAGUUCCAUCCGUGCUAUCCUUCCAGCCGGGCUUUAACUACGGUUCCGAAAAAGUGCGAGGUGUUAAUCUUGGCGGCUGGCUUGUCCUAGAGCCUUGGAUCACCCCAAGUAUAUUCCAGAACACUGGCAACAGUGAUAUUGUUGAUGAGUGGACCUUCGGCGAGUAUCAGGACUAUAAUACUGCCUUAGCAGCCUUACAAAACCAUUGGAACUCUUGGAUCACCGAAGAUGACUUUGAAGCCAUCGCAGCAGCAGGCUUGAACCAUGUUCGUCUCCCCAUUGGUUACUGGGCAUUCGCGGUCGGUCCAGGAGAACCGUACAUAACUGGGCAGCUAGAUUAUUUGGACAAGGCCAUUACCUGGGCGUCAAACCAUAAUCUCAAGCUCAUCAUCGAUCUGCAUGGAGCCCCUGGCAGUCAGAACGGUUUUGAUAAUUCCGGUCAAAAAAUGUCGUACCCAACAUGGCAAAGUAACCAGACCAACGUCGAUAGGACAAAUGAUAUCAUCAAGACCAUUAUUUCUAUGGUCGAUUCGGAGUACGAAACAGUGCCUAUCAUUGCACCACUGAAUGAACCCGCAGGAUUUGACGGUGAUCAAAUGCUCUCAGUUGUGAAGCAAUAUUGGACAGAUUCGUAUCAGAGCAUUAGAUAUCCUUACGGUUCAUCCACAGAAAGUAAUACUGUUGAGCUCAUUCAUGACGCAUUCCAAAGUCUUAGUUAUUGGGAUGGCUUUAUGGUCGACGGAUAUGACGGCGUCGCAAUGGACACUCACAUCUACCAGAUGUUUACAUACGAGCAAGUUGCCUACAACUAUUCUCAGCACAUCAGCGAGGCGUGCAGUCAUGGGUCUAGCCUCGCCGACUUUGACAUGUGGAUAUUUGUUGGUGAAUGGACUCCUGCAUCGACAGACUGCGCGACAUGGUUGAACGGUCGCAACACUGGAGCACGCUAUGACGGAACCCUGUCAGGCACAACCGCGGACGGCAGCUGUACGGGCAAAACAGGCGAUGCGACGAACUUCAGCACAGAAUACAAGCAAUUCAUGCGUCAAUACUGGGAAGCUCAGGUCAUCUCCUACGAGAAAGGCAGUGGAUGGAUUCAAUGGACCUGGAAGGCUGAGAAUGCGGAUGAUUGGAGUUACCAGGCCGGGUUGCAGUAUGGAUGGAUACCACAAGACCCAACUAACUUGGAGUACCCGAACAUUUGUGGUUGAACAAUGGCAGCAAUGCCAAACAUUUUAUUAGCAUUACAGCGGACUCAUGGUAGCAACUUACAUAGACCAGCAUAUACCCGUACUUUGUCUUGUUUAAUCGAUCCAUGCAUAUGGAAGCGGAGAAAACUUUGCCACA
Suillus discolor is the source of this 1757-nucleotide messenger RNA. RefSeq names its product glycoside hydrolase family 5 protein. Gene Ontology annotation, molecular function: beta-glucosidase activity. The transcript is spliced from 8 exons. Gene Ontology annotation, cellular component: cell surface; extracellular region. The coding region runs from base 362 to 1621 and encodes 419 amino acids. Lineage: Eukaryota; Fungi; Basidiomycota; Agaricomycetes; Boletales; Suillaceae. Gene Ontology annotation, biological process: glucan catabolic process. The record is from RefSeq and is a predicted model, not a curated record.